Molecule: messenger RNA, 417 nt
Organism: Penicillium odoratum
Lineage: Eukaryota; Fungi; Ascomycota; Eurotiomycetes; Eurotiales; Aspergillaceae
Exons: 1
Coding region: 1-417 (138 amino acids)
Source: RefSeq, a predicted model, not a curated record
AUGACUUUCGUUUUUUCUGGGUGGGAUGUGUUCAGCACCAAAACGUCAGCGCUUGAUAUGGUUGAUAUCCCAGCUCUUCGCUUGCCUUUCCCCCCUGAUCCGCCUUGUGACAGUGUUGAAGGCGCCGGCAUUGAGGACUUGGUCUACUACACCAUCGUUGAUCUCCCGUUCCAGCUUUCGAACAAAGAGACUCGCCGCAUGAAGCCACCAUAUGGCUUGGUGGUAGUGGUGAACAAGACCAGACAGUGCAUGGCGGGACCGCUGUGGCGCCUGCGUAGCUAUCACCCACGAUGCGCUAACGCUGAUGGCGCCUGGGCUGUGCCCCUUGGCCUGUUCCAGGAGCACGACCUUCCUCUGAACCCAGGCAUCGCCAUCACCUUCCCAGUGACCACAUUCCCACGACCCCCACUUUCAUGA